AUGGUCGAUGUGCGAUUUCCUCCAGGACUUUCCCUUCUAAUCAUCUUGCCCAUAUUCAUGGUUAACACGAUUCAAACGGUGACAGGAACUUUGAAAAGAGCGGAAAAUGCCUCCGAUUCUGGAGCCGUAGAGCCAUCAACGCCCACUCAUUCUGUACCAUCCAACAUCGACUCCAAAUCUCCAUCCUCAGAAACUCCAGCACCUUCAGCCCCUUCUUCAUCAACUGCAAUCCUUGCCUUCAAUGCUCGAAGCGACUCCAUUGCUCCAGGAGACGUCAUCGAAAUCCUCACUGAUCAAAAGAACCGUGAUGACCUUGACAUUCUGAAACUCUGUCAUUUCAACAGUUCCCAAGAUGUUCAAAGAGAGAUGAUGCGGUACAAAAAACAUUUCAUCAGUUUUCAUCCUACCGCAGCAAUGAAUCAAGGAGCUGAAAGACGGGAUGCCAGUGUGAAAAAAUGUCUUGAGGACAGAGACAAGAGCAUCGAAGAGUUUUGCGGGACUCCAGCAUGUGAAUGGGCUUUAUAUUGGACCAAGCCACCUCCAUCCUUCGUCCGUCGGUUAUCCGUUUUCAAGCUUAAAAUUGCUCUAUUUGCUUUUAUAAUUUUUUUUUCCGCCAUCGCUAACACAUGCACCAAGUUCAACGAGGACGAAUGUCUCACCAAGAACCGGAUUCGACUCCUCUGUUGCCAGGACGAGAUGGACUGA
Caenorhabditis briggsae is the source of this 705-nucleotide messenger RNA. The transcript is spliced from 2 exons. The record is from RefSeq and is a predicted model, not a curated record. NCBI's taxonomy places the organism in Eukaryota, Metazoa, Nematoda, Chromadorea, Rhabditida, Rhabditidae. The coding region runs from base 1 to 705 and encodes 234 amino acids.